Epinephelus lanceolatus (giant grouper) is the source of this 2856-nucleotide messenger RNA. It is a transcript of the gene haus5, whose product is annotated as HAUS augmin-like complex, subunit 5. The record is from RefSeq and is a predicted model, not a curated record. Gene Ontology annotation, biological process: spindle assembly; centrosome cycle. Lineage: Eukaryota; Metazoa; Chordata; Actinopteri; Perciformes; Serranidae. Gene Ontology annotation, cellular component: centrosome; HAUS complex.
GGUUACGGGCGGGAAGUUGAAAGUUUGAGUAGUUCAGAGGAAAAAAAAAGCAUUGAUAUUAGCAAGUUAGCUGUUGUAAAGUAAAGUUGCAUCUUCCAAACGAGAAGAGUAAGCUCAAGGACUAUGAUAAAUCAAAUGUGGUCCACGACUCAAGCUAACUAACGUUACGCUAGCUGAAAAGACUAUUAACGACAGUCUGCUGGAGGUGCUAGCUAACGUUAGCUAGCUCGCUAGAAGUUGUUUACUUUCUGUCGUCUGUCAGGAUGACGGACAGAAAUCUUGUGCAGGAGCUAAAACGUUGGGCGACAGAAGAGUUCAAUCUGCCCCCGGACAGCCUGCCAAAUGACAGCUAUUUUAAAACGCUCUGUAUUGGAACAGGGAAGUCAAUAUGGAAGUACAUCAUUCAACACGUUUUUCAACAGAGGAAUGUGAGGAUCAUACGUGGCAAUCUUCAGUGGUACAAAGUUCUUCAAGACAAAGAGUUGAAGCAGGCUGAGGGCCAGAGUGAGGCUGCUAAGCAGAGAGAGCUUCAGAAGAAGAUUGAGCAGCUGAGAACUGAGAUCAGUCACCUGGACUCUCAGAUCAGUGGAACAGAGGAACAACUGGCUACACAAGAGCAGUCCAUCAGCCACACCUGGGCCCAGGUGGAGGACAGCCGGCAAAGAGAACUGCUUUUACAGGCCUUCAGGCAACGCUGCCUUUUGGGCCGCAAGGUGCUGUCUGAUGACACACAAAAGAUCAGUCGGCACUGCCAGGCACUGGAACAAAUGGCAAAGAAAGCUGAGAUUGAAGUGCUGUUUGAUAACAAGCCCUCCAGUAGCAGUGAUGGUGACAACCUCAACUCUAAAGUAGCAGCAGAGGCACAGGUCCUGCGUGAAGUGAGAGAGCUGUGUGAUGACAGGGUCCACUUCUAUCAGUCUUUACAAGAGAGUGAACUGAAAACAUCACACUCUGCAGCCAAACAUAUGAGUUGUGAACAAAGGACUGCUGUGUUUCAGUACUGGCUGAGUGCUGUAGAGAACCUGUUGGGUAAUUAUCCUCCAAACCAAGUUCUCUCAGCGGUGGAAUAUUUAGCAUCCAGAGAGCAGAAGGAACUAGAAGAGAAACUUGCCUCUCUGGAUGUGACACGGGAUGUAACAGCUCUACGGUUCCGCUACGAAAGCAAUCACCUGCUGGACAUGUCAGCAGAAGAGGAUAAUGAGUUGCCAUCAGUUAAGAGCCUCUUAGAGGAUGCUUGGGAAGAGGUAGCACAAAGUUUGGUGGAACUGGCCCAGACCCGCUCCAGAGUUCAGGAGCUUCAAAACCAGCUUCAGGCCCGCAAGAAGGAGGCUGAGCAGGAGGUGUCUGGCAUUGCAGAUGAGCUCCACAAUGACAGCUUGGCACUGUCGGCUCUAGAGGUGGAACUUCAGUGUGUGAUGCAGGCUGCAGUCAGGGAUCAUAUCAGAGAUCGGUGUAUCCAACUUGAUCAGCACGCCAGAAGCCGACAGGAGGCACUUAGGAACCUCCGCAGCCAGUGGCAGAGCAUCCUUGACUUUAGGCAACUAGUGGAUCUCAGACAGGAGCAUAUCAGAGGUCUGAUUAAGGGGAACUCCACAGCCAAGACAGAGCUGAUGCGUCUGCACACAGAGUUGCAGGAAUUCGUCCGGGCCAAACUGGCGCCACACUUUGAAGUUGUCACCGCUGCAGCCAGCAGUCAAAGGAACUCCAUCUCUAAGGAGGCCAGACAGUUGGGAAUGGUCUCACUUCCUGCCCUGGACCGUAGGACUGUUGAAGGAGUGCAAAGAAUCCCUGCAUCAUGGUUGUCUAUCCAUCGCUUGAAGUCCCCGACCUUCACCAGCUUGUGUCAGAGCCUGGCAUUCCCACUGUACAGGGCUCCAGAGGAGUUGUGUUCCCAGGCGCGCUCCCAACAGCUUGAGUUGCGUUUUCUCCGUCAGUUGUUGCAACUGCACUCUGCCACUGUGCAGAAAACACAGAAGGAGGCAGAGUUACUGCAUGCACCUGAUCAAAAAGCUCUGCUGUCCAGAGUCAGGGAGGAGGAUCAGAAGCUUCUGGAGGCUCUGGUACCGAGAGUCAGAGGCCUCACCCAACGUAGCGCCCAAGGCCUAUCUUAUGGGGCACAAGUCAAAACUGCCAUCUCUUACUGGUGGGAUCAGCCAGCCCAGCAUGUCCUGCCUGAAGUCACUAAAGGAGGACUGUCUUUUCAACAGUGGCAACAGAGAUGGAAGCUUGCUGCCAAAGCCUCUUAGGAGACACCUCAUCACUAGAAAAUACAAAGGAGAUCCUUCACAGCAGUGGUUCUCAGUCUGCGGUCCUUGAGGGAUUUCCAGGGGGUCCCCAGAAAAAGGGGAAGAUUAUUUUCUCAGUUUAAUUCAGUACAGAAGUGAGCUCAAAGUGAAUAAGAGUGACUAUUCUGAUCAUGGGUUUCACUUCCUGUAUGGUUAUCUUCUCAAAUGUGGCUGACAACUAAUUGUUGGGGGCCAAACUUUUGAAUCCACCCACUCAAAUGGGUUUGAGUUGACUAGAAACAGAGUAUAAUGAGUUGACAAUUCUGGUGGGAAAACUGCAGAAUUUUGGUCUUGAUCAUAACUUAAAACAAAUUUUAUUUCAGAUGAAGGUCCCUGAAGUGAAAUCUUAUAAAAUGGGAUGGGAAUCCAUGCUCUACUGUUUCAACAUAGAUGUCCUUUACACAACAAAGGUUAAGCACCACUUCUUACAGCACCUUUCAGUGGCAGAAUGACUGUGUUACAAUAGUUAGAGAAUGCACACUUCUUUUUUCUGUUUCUCAUGCGCAGUAAUCCUCUUUAUGUUUUGUUUAUGUUACCAUGUAAAAGUCAGUCACUAAUAAAUCAUUUUAAA